Saccostrea echinata is the source of this 687-nucleotide messenger RNA. RefSeq lists its product as uncharacterized. The record is from RefSeq and is a predicted model, not a curated record. Bases 1 to 687 code for a protein of 228 amino acids. NCBI's taxonomy places the organism in Eukaryota, Metazoa, Mollusca, Bivalvia, Ostreida, Ostreidae. The transcript is spliced from 4 exons.
AUGAAGCUGGUCACUGCGAUCCACAUUGCGUUGUCCCUAUCUCUACAAACAGAUGGAUCUGUUGUAUGUAAUGAGCGGUUGAGAAGCCACCAGUUUUGUAUCGAUGUAUGUCAUCCUUGUUCUGGAUCUUUGAUAGAAGGUUUUGGUUUACCUCUUGUUCAGCAAAACCUUCGGAAUACCUUAAACAAUCUCAGGAGCUCAGUCUGGGAGUUAACCGAGCAUCUUAACAACUCCAAACGAGAAUAUGAAAGAACGAUUUUUGGAGAUGACAUCUCCCUUAUUAACCAAAUUGAAACUGCAGAGGACUUGACAAUCUCUACUGAAGUCACAGGAAGCUGUGAAAUUACUCGUGCUCAUUUGCGAUUGGUGGAACUCCUCACAGAAACCUCUUUAUUGAUGAAACCUCUUCAUACUGGAUACGCCAUACAAAAAUCUCUAACGAUCGGAUGGUCAGACAACACCCUACAAAAUGUUCUGUGUUAUCUCCAAUUUUUACCCACUGUUAAUUCUGAAGACAAUGUUUAUAUUCCUUGUUCAUAUAUUGUAAAAUUCAGACGUUUAGGAACUGGCAAAAGGAAAAUGUUUGCCUUGUGGAUGCUGAAUAGAAUACAGACUGCAGUAGCUUUGAUACCAGAAAUUGAAUCAGCGUAUAGUGUAAUCCGGAAUCAGGCUUUAGUUUAUCUUUAA